ACGUUGCAAUUUCACUGACGACAUUCUUUCCUCCAGCGACCGCAUAGCCAUAUGUCCCAAACAUCGUCAGCCACUCCCGGCCGAUCCCCAUGGCCCCCCUCCAGUAUGCCUUCGUCUUCCGCCUCCCAUCGCCCUCUCCAAUUACCGACGCGCUAUCCCGGAGAUGGCCUCGACUUCAGGAGGCCGGCUACCAGUAAUAACGAGGAGGUUAUUGAUCUUACCGAAGAGCCGGAUUCUCCUCAACCGCGGCAGCAGCAGCAGCAGCAACAACAAUCUCAUAACAGACCUCCUCAUCAUACGCGCUUGCCUCGGUUCGGCCGAAAUAUCAUGCAAGAUGUGGUCGAUCUGGUGGAGGACGAAGAUGAAUACGAGGACGAGGACGAGGAUGAAGUGCAGGAGAUAGGGCAGGGGUUGCCCCCAAGCAGCCCGGAGGUCGAAUUUGUGGGUGCGACGACAAGGGCGCCUACCGCGCCACCAGCAAGGUCGGAAGGAUCACAACUAUGGAGGAUGCUGAAUGGAAAUUCAUUAGCAAGCUUCGUGAUGUCGUCAGAGGCGUUUCGACGGCCCAUUCCGUGGGCAAGUGGCCUGUUUGGCCGGCAGCCGCAGGACGUGGACAGUCUGUUUAUUGGCGGGGGUCUCGAUAUUGAGUAUCCGAUAUCUACGGCCACCGUGGAUCGUAGGCCGCCGGUGGAUACAUACAAGGCCCCCAGUCCCGCGCCGGAGGGGUUUACGAGGAACGCGAAGGAGGACGAGGUGGUCGUGUGUCCCAACUGCGACCAGGAGCUGGGUACGGGUGAUGAGACCAAAUCGCAGAUAUGGGUUGUGAAGAAAUGCGGACACGUCUACUGUGGUGAAUGUACGAAACACCGCGCUCUCUCGAAAGCGAAGAAGGCACCGCAACGGACGAAGCCGUUUAGCAAGUGUCGAGCGGAUAAUUGCGGGGUACCUGUUAGUGCCCCGAAGUCCAUGAUUCAAGUAUAUUUGUGAGAGUGGAUUCUGUACGAUCACCGGAAUGUGGUGCUUGAAGUUUUGGCUUGGAUCCCGUACGGACACUGCCACUAUGGUACUGCUUUUGUCCGGACUAUUGGAUACAUUGGGGCAACCUCGCGGGUCCGACUCGCAUCGACAUACUCCUGGGGAUUGAAAUGUACACUCUUGGGUUGAAAGAGUCCGCGGUGGUCUGUUAUGUUUUGUAGCAUUUGCAUGGUUUGGGUGUUCAUUGGAUUUAUCACUAUUUUGCUUAUAUUUUCCUAGCAUUCUCGAUACCCAUUACUUCGAACUCUCCGAAGGAGCAAUUUUACAUCUAUCAUCCGUGUUUGGAUAUCACUAUGUCCUG
Aspergillus glaucus CBS 516.65 is the source of this 1336-nucleotide messenger RNA. Its product is annotated as putative RING finger domain protein. The coding region runs from base 106 to 987 and encodes 293 amino acids. The record is from RefSeq and is a predicted model, not a curated record. Gene Ontology annotation, cellular component: SUMO-targeted ubiquitin ligase complex. Gene Ontology annotation, molecular function: ubiquitin-protein transferase activity. Lineage: Eukaryota; Fungi; Ascomycota; Eurotiomycetes; Eurotiales; Aspergillaceae. The transcript is spliced from 3 exons.